AUGCGACAACCGCGCCUCGCCGCCAGCCACUUCUUCACCACACCACCUCCCUCAGACGACGACUUCAUCCCGCCUUCGGGCAACGGCCUCCUCGGCACCUGUCGCGCCCUGCAAUCCCUCCUCAGCGUGUCUCCCGCGCCCCGCGCAUCCUCCAAGCGCCUGCAAAGUCCCCUCCAGCUCCGCUCGCCACCUUCCGCCCGGUCGCGGAAGAACGAGAUCGAGUACGAGUCCUCCACAACCACCACCACAACCACCAGUCUCUCUCCGUCGCGGCCCCCGCGCGGCGCAAACAAACGUCGUCGCGACGCCUACGAAUCCGACUCGGACUCUGAAGCAGACCUACCGCGUCCCCGCUUCUCCACACCCAAACGCCAAAGACAACUCCCCUGCGACUUGCCGCUAGGCCUCUCAUCCUCAGACUUCCACUCGCUUCGCUCGCCCCCAGUCACACAGUCUCCUCCGUCGCCGCGACGACUGUCCUCAUCAGAGGAAGAGGAAGUACAUACAUCGUAUAACCCCGACUCGGCGAUCCCGUCCAUCGAGGACUCUAAGCCCUCUCAAGAGGACGAUAAUCAACAACAGCAAUCCGCCUGGACCCCCUCCACAGACAACCGUCUCAUCAACAUCGUCCUCCAGAAAAUCCAACUCUCGUCACAGGACUGGGCGGACUGCGCCCGGUUAUUAGGACAGGAUGACCAUGCUUCCGUCGGACGGAGGUGGGAGACGCUCCUGAGAGAGGGAAAUGUCGGCUUACGGACGGAUACGGGGCGGAUAGGGAGGGAGGCUUGA
This is a messenger RNA of Aspergillus heteromorphus CBS 117.55, 789 nucleotides long. RefSeq lists its product as uncharacterized. The transcript has a single exon. The record is from RefSeq and is a predicted model, not a curated record. Lineage: Eukaryota; Fungi; Ascomycota; Eurotiomycetes; Eurotiales; Aspergillaceae. Bases 1 to 789 code for a protein of 262 amino acids.